Molecule: messenger RNA, 165 nt
Organism: Callorhinchus milii (elephant shark)
Lineage: Eukaryota; Metazoa; Chordata; Chondrichthyes; Chimaeriformes; Callorhinchidae
Source: the annotation of a RefSeq genome assembly
AUGCCACAACUUAAUCCUCACCCAUGAUUUAUAAUCUUUUUAUUUACAUGAAUUAUUUUCUUAACUAUUUUACCCAAUAAAAUUUAUAAACAUGUCUAUACUAAUAAACCCUCCAUUAAUAUUACAUUACCUAAACUAAAUAAUUGAAAUUGACCAUGAAUCUAA